Neocloeon triangulifer is the source of this 1294-nucleotide messenger RNA. RefSeq lists its product as uncharacterized. The record is from RefSeq and is a predicted model, not a curated record. The transcript is spliced from 2 exons. NCBI's taxonomy places the organism in Eukaryota, Metazoa, Arthropoda, Insecta, Ephemeroptera, Baetidae. Bases 141 to 812 code for a protein of 223 amino acids.
AGGAUGAACCAACGCGAGUGUUUUCUCCGCGGCCCCUUCUCCGCAGCGCCGCGUAUAAAAGAAGGUGGCGGAGAAAGCAGCCGCAUCAGUCAACCCGCUCUCAGCCUUACCCUGCUGAGCUGAUCGUCCUGUGUUCAAACAUGCGAGUUUUCGUGGUGAUGGCGAGCCUUAUGGCUCUGGCUACGGCCGAACUGGGCUACCAUGGCAACGGCUUCAGUAGCUCCUCGAGUGGAUCCAGCAGCGGCUACUCGUCCGGCGGAUUCGGAUCGACCGGCUUCUCGGGCGGCGUCGACAGCUACGCGGCUCCUCAGCCCUCGUCGGGCGGUCCCUACCCCAGCUCGGGCUACGGAGCACCCCCUCAGGCCCCCGUGAUCCACAAGCACGUGUACGUCCACGUUCCUCCCCCAGAGCCCGAGUACAUCCGGCCCCAGAAGACCUACAACGUGCCCGCCCCGCAGAAGCACUACAAGAUCGUGUUCAUCAAGGCCCCCGCCCCUCCCGUGCCCACCGCGCCCGUCAUCCCCGCCUUCCCCCAGGACGAGCAGAAGACCCUCAUCUACGUGCUGGUCAAGAAGCCCGAGGAGCAGCCCGACAUCGAGAUCCCCACGCCCGCCCCCACCAAGCCCAGCAAGCCCGAGGUCUACUUCAUCCGCUACAAGACCCAGAAGGAACAGGGCGCCAAGUACGGACCCCCGGCCGUCGCUCCCCCCUCCACCUACGGAGCCCCCUCGGGACCCUCCAUCCCCGACACCACCUACAGAGGCCCCCUGCCCAGCACUGGACCCUCCUCCAGCUACGGACCCCCCCAGUAAGCAGCAGCCCCACUGUCCCCGGCCGCCAGAAAGGACCGCUCGAGCCCCUUGUAAAUAUUCGGCGCCCUUUCGACUCCACCGGUCGGGGAGUGCAUUUUUUUCUAGUUGCAAACCGAAGCCAUCACCCCUUUAACUCGCUCCUCACGGCAGCGACUAAUUUUUUUGAAUCGAAUUCGACCCCACUUGCAGCAGCAGCAUUGUUUUAGGUAUUUUUUUUUUUUGCGAUUGUCAUGCGCACGAGAAUGUUGUAGUUCUUAAGGCUUUCAUGACUUCCCGAAUCGUGUAUCAACAUCCUUACAUGAUAUAUUAAUGUAUAUGCGCCGGCGUUACGCAUUGCAUGUUCCGAUAUAAAGAAAAAAAACGCCACCACGUGACUCGUUUAAUUAUAAGGAUCCGUUUGUGUGUGUACAUAGAUGACAUGAGAAUAUUAUUGAACUUAAUAAUAUGAGAUGAAAAUAAAAAGGAAUUUUGUAGUAAAAAAA